Messenger RNA from Aethina tumida (small hive beetle), 1213 nucleotides. RefSeq lists its product as uncharacterized. NCBI's taxonomy places the organism in Eukaryota, Metazoa, Arthropoda, Insecta, Coleoptera, Nitidulidae. The transcript is spliced from 2 exons. Gene Ontology annotation, cellular component: membrane. The coding region runs from base 1 to 1188 and encodes 395 amino acids. The record is from RefSeq and is a predicted model, not a curated record. Gene Ontology annotation, molecular function: ligand-gated monoatomic ion channel activity.
AUGUUCCAAUUUGACCCUAAGUUAUUUAGCAAUGAAAGUCCGAGCGUUGUGUAUCCUGGUUGCAGCGGAGACGAUUAUGGUUCUGUUAAAAAUGGCAAUGGAACUGGAGCUAUUGGAGAGUUAUACAAUAGAAAAAUCGACGUAAUUUUCAAUAAUCUUUUCUUGAAGGACUAUCACGUUAACAAUUCGGUGUUUACGGAUGUUAUAAUGGAAGAUCCGUUAUGUGUUGUGGUUCCGGCUGCUAAAAAAAUACCCACUUGGAUGGGUGUUAUUAGGGUUUUUAAUUGGUUGAUGUGGGUCUAUAUUGUUGUGACGUUUACCGUUUCUGUUUUUGUGUUGUAUAUGCUUCAAAGAUUCACAACGAAACGUUACUUAUCAGUUUUAGGAGCAACUUUAGAAGUUAUUAAAAUUGUAUUUAAUACAUCCGAAAUGGUUCACAAAACAUCCAAAAUCACUGAAAAACUUCUAUUAAGUACUAUUAUAUUUUUCGGCCUCAUUUUCUCGACGAUUUUUCAAAGUUCUUUGGUCAAUGUGUUGACAGUACCAGGGUUUUAUCCGGAAAUUGACACCCUCGAAGAUUUGGCAAACUCCGAGUACAGAGUAUCAUCCAGUUCUAGUAGCUUGGCCAGCACUUUCGCGGGAUUUAAAUCCCAACAUAUGGAGGAAUUAAACAGGAAAUUUUACAUUGCAAACAGUUCGAUGCCGAAAUCUCUGGCGUAUUUAAUCAGAAAAACAAAAGGGAAAUACCUGACGUUCAAGCAAAAAUUCGAAACGAGUGAUAUUAAAAUGCAUCUUGUGAAAGAAUGCCCCUUGUCAUACUUGUUGGCUUAUUUAACUCAUAAACAAUUGUUCUUUUUACGUGAUUUAAAUCGAGUUAUACUAGGCUUGGUGCAGGGUGGUUUUAUUAAUAAAUGGGAAGCUGAUGCGGUGAGAAAUAUGUCAUACAUUAUUAUUGCAUCUACCAAAAAUACAACGAAAACUAUUGAUGUUGGUUUUUCUAUAAGACCUUUUGAAUACGACGACUUAGCUUCUUGUUUUAUUUUACUAUAUCUAGGAUUGUGCUUUAGUUUGUUGAUGUUUGUUUUUGAAUUUAUUUAUGGUUGUAGAAAUCGAAAAACAAUUCCACUUAAGAAGCAUUUUACUUUUAGAAUACCAAUAGCCUUAUAUUACAAGAAAAUAUCGAAAUAAAUUUUAGUAAAUAAUUAAAAUUAAA